CUACACCUUUAACAAAUUACAUUCAAUUCUAUAAUAAAAAUAUGGCUCAACAAGCUAAGCAAGCAGCACAAAAAUUAGGAGGCAUGAUGCCCAACGGUAAAGGCGUUGCAGGUGGUCUUGGUGCCCUUGCUGUUAUCGGUGCUUUGGGUUAUGGUGUUAAUGCGUCACUUUUCAACGUUGAUGGUGGUCAUAGAGCUAUCAAGUAUACUCGUCUUUUCGGUGUACAAGAUAAAGUAUAUAACGAAGGUACUCAUUUCAUGAUCCCAUGGUUUGAGACCCCCGUCAUUUACGAUGUUCGUGCAAAGCCUCGUAACGUCGGUUCCUUGACUGGUACAAAAGAUUUGCAAAUGGUCAAUAUCACUUGUCGUGUACUUUCAAAACCUCGCAUUGAUCAACUUGCUACUGUCUACCGUACACUCGGCCAAGACUAUGAUGAACGUGUACUUCCUUCCGUUGUGAAUGAAGUGCUCAAAUCAGUAGUUGCUCAAUUCACCGCCUCGCAACUUAUUACACAGCGUGAACGUGUCUCUCGUCUUGUUCGCGAGAACUUAGUUCGUCGUGCUUUGCGUUUCAAUAUUAUUUUGGAUGAUGUUUCUAUUACUCACGUCGGUUUCUCGCCUGUUUUCGAAAGUGCUGUUGAAGCUAAGCAAAUUGCUCAACAAGAUGCUCAACGUGCAGCCUUCAUUGUUGAUAGAGCUCGUCAAGAAAAGCAAUCCAUCAUUGUUCGCGCUCAAGGUGAAGCAAAGUCUGCUGAAUUGAUUGGUGAAGCUAUUGAAAAUAAGCCUGGUUUCUUGGAAUUGAAGAGAAUUGAAGCUGCUCGUGAAAUUGCUGGUGUUAUCUCAAGAUCUGGCAAUAAGGUCAUGCUUGACUCUGAUACUUUAUUACUCAAUGUCAAUACUAAAAGCAAUAGCAGCAGCAGUGACAAGAAUUAAGUAAUUUGACAACUGUGUAUAACCUUUGUAACAACAAUAUGUCUAUAAUUUAAUCCGCCUAUCUUUCUUUUCCUCCCCUUUCUACGUAAUCAGAGAAGAAACACAUCAUGAUUCUGUAUACUAGAAGGUUUCUAUUAUAUAUAUCUUUGAAAGCAAUUGAUGACUCUUGCUUGCAUCAAACUUUGGCAAUAAAAAUAAUAAAUCUAGAAGCAACAUACGAAUCCUUUUGAAAAAUUAAAGCAAAA
Mycotypha africana is the source of this 1177-nucleotide messenger RNA. Its product is annotated as prohibitin-2. The coding region runs from base 42 to 932 and encodes 296 amino acids. Gene Ontology annotation, cellular component: mitochondrion; membrane. The transcript has 3 exons. Gene Ontology annotation, biological process: mitochondrion organization. The record is from RefSeq and is a predicted model, not a curated record. Lineage: Eukaryota; Fungi; Mucoromycota; Mucoromycetes; Mucorales; Mycotyphaceae.